This is a messenger RNA of Gryllus bimaculatus (two-spotted cricket), 252 nucleotides long. Lineage: Eukaryota; Metazoa; Arthropoda; Insecta; Orthoptera; Gryllidae. The record is from the annotation of a GenBank genome assembly.
AUGGGCAAAGUCUGCCAUAGGUGCGGCCGACUGCACGAACGCAAGUCUCAGCACCACGCCAGAAGGCAAAGUUCCCAACCUCCGUCCUGUGGCUCUAUUCGUCACAGGUUAGCCAUUGUCGCUUGCAAGAAGAGGCGUGACAUCACCGAACCAAGGCAAGCGACCCGCCUCCACAAAUCAAAGCCUUCAUUCGAGCUUCAAGGCAGCACUACUAAAAAAAAGGCAGAAGAUUCGCAUAUCACUUUGGACUAA